GAAAGAACAACACUGAUGUACACAAUAGUCCUCGCAGCCAUGAAUGUCGGAUUAAGGUCCAUCUCGCUCCAGUUCCCCGGGGCCCGGGCCCGUCUCUUGCUGCAGAUCUCCAGGGUUGGGCGGAUGCAGCACAAACCAGCGGCAACAGAAGCCGCUGCAGCAGCCGGAGUAUUAGAGGGGGACAAAAAAAUGAAAAACUUUGAAGACUUACCUGGACCUUCUGUACUCACCAACCUCUAUUGGUACUUCAUCAGAGGAUACCUGUUCCAUACACAUGAGUUAUCUAUAAGAUACAAGAAGCUUUACGGGCCGUUGUUCAAGACGGUUAUUAGUCGUUACAAAAUGGUCAAUAUUGCGGACCCCGAGCUGCUUGAAAACCUGCUGAGACAAGAGGGGAAAUAUCCCAUGAGAACAGAAGUGGACCUCUGGAAGGAGCACCGGGAUAUCAGGAACUUGCCCUACGGUCCCUUUACUGAGCAGGGACACAAGUGGUACGAUCUUCGCACCGUGCUCAACAAGAAAAUGCUGAAGCCAACAGAGGCCAGAGCCUACGCCGGGAGCAUCAAUGAGGUGGUGACGGAUCUGAUGGCGAGAAUUCAGGAAAUCCGCAGUGAGAGCUCCUCUGGAAAUACAGUCCCUGACAUCGGCAAUCUCUUCUACAAUUUCACCUUUGAAGGACUCUCUUACAUCUUAUUUGAAGCCAGAUCUGGUUGCCUUAAUAAACACAUCCCUCUGGAGACCCAGAAAUUUGUCGCUUCGAUCGCCUUCAUGCUGAGAAACUCCGUGUACGUCACUUUCAUGCCACUAUGGACCAGACGGGUCUUCCCCUAUUGGGAUCGAUAUCUCUCCGGCUGGGAUACCAUCUUUGCUUUCACAAAAAAGCUAAUUGAUAAGAAGAUGAAUGAGAUCGAGGAAAGGCUGGAGAGGGGAGAGGAGGUGCAGGGGGAGUACCUGACCUACCUGCUGUCCAGCGGAAAACUGACAAUGUCCGAGAUAUGCGGCAGUGUGGCCGAGCUGCUUAUGGCCGGAGUAGACACUACAUCAAACACGUUGACCUGGUGUUUGUAUCACCUGGCACAAGACCCGGAGCUGCAGCAAUCCCUAUAUGAAGAGGUGGUCAGAGUCGCUCCAGCAGAGUGUAUCCCCACAGCUGAGGAUCUCUCUCGAAUGCCGCUACUAAAAGCCACAAUCAAAGAGACUCUACGGCUGUAUCCUAUCGCGGCUGUCAACGGCAGAAUGAUCUGUGAGAAGGAGGUCGUGAUUGGUGACUAUUGGUUUCCAAAAAAAACUCUGUUUGUUCUGAAUCAUUAUGGCAUCUCCAGAGACGAGGACUGUUUUCAGAACGCGGACAAGUUCUUGCCUCAGAGGUGGCUGCGUGAUAGCGGGAUGAAUCGCCAUCCGUUCAGCUCCAUUCCCUUUGGCUAUGGGAUUCGGGCCUGUGUUGGGAGACGUAUUGCUGAGCUGGAGAUGCACCUGGCUUUGGCUCGGAUCAUCAGGAAGUUUGAGAUCAGAUACAACCCCCAAGGGGCAGAAGUGAAGCCAAUGUUGAGAAUCGUCAUGGUACCAAGUUUACCCGUCAACCUGGAGCUCCUGGAGAGACCGACCGGCUAGACGCCGAAUUCCUCUGCCAUGGAUGUGGGCAGAGCUCAGUCAUAGAUGAUCCUCAUGAUAGGGAUCCUAUAGAGAUAAAAACUAAGCAGAGAUUAACUUCCUUUCUUAGAUAACAAAUAUGUUCAUAGAUAAAUAUGUAAUGGGGAUGUGAGUGGGCCCUGCUCAACCCAUAGGUGCGGUAGGAUUUGCUGUUGUGUUUCCAACAUAUAUGGGUAGAUUCACAUACAAUGGCCUAAAAUUAGG
This is a messenger RNA of Rana temporaria (common frog), 1854 nucleotides long. RefSeq names its product sterol 26-hydroxylase, mitochondrial-like. The transcript has 9 exons. The coding region runs from base 16 to 1611 and encodes 531 amino acids. Gene Ontology annotation, biological process: cortisol metabolic process; glucocorticoid biosynthetic process; cellular response to peptide hormone stimulus. NCBI's taxonomy places the organism in Eukaryota, Metazoa, Chordata, Amphibia, Anura, Ranidae. Gene Ontology annotation, cellular component: mitochondrial inner membrane. Gene Ontology annotation, molecular function: monooxygenase activity; iron ion binding; oxidoreductase activity, acting on paired donors, with incorporation or reduction of molecular oxygen. The record is from RefSeq and is a predicted model, not a curated record.